AUGGAGAUACUUGCAGCAACUAGAGGUGCGUCUGGAGCAUCCUCUUCAAACGCUGCUCAACCAAAUGCUGAAUGGAGCUUGGAGAGUUUCCUCCAACACCAUCCGGCUAAGUUCAGUGGGAAGGGUCUCCCAGAUGAAGCAGAUCAAUGGUUAAGGGAUAUAGAGAAAAUUUUCAAUGCCAAGAUAUGCCCAGACGAGAAUAGAUUAGCGUACGCGGAGUAUCUGUUGACGGGAGAAGCAAGUCAUUGGUGGACGAGCGCGAGAGCCAUUCUCGCAGACGCACAACAGCCGGUCACUUGGGGAGUGUUUAGGGCUAAGUUUUAUGAAGAAUAUUUUCCGGACAGCGUUCGGUUUGCGAAGGAGGUGGAAUUUCUACAACUAGUUCAAGGGGGUAUGUCUGUUUCCGAAUACACCAAUAAGUUCAAGCACCUCGUCAGAUUCAAUACCAUGGCCACGAGUGAAGUGUGGCAGUGUAGAAAGUUUGAAAACGGAUUGCGAAGCGACUUGAAAGUAUUGAUAUCCAGUUUGUGUAUCCGAACGUUCCCUGCUAUGGUUGAGAGAGCCAAGGUCUUGGAGAGGAACAUGGCAGAAGCGGAACGUCAGAAGAGGUCGCAACAAGUGAGUAGAGGACCAAUCGUGUCCAGGGGAGGAGCUGUACAGAGGAGACCUCCUUACGCUCGUCCAAAUCAGUCUUCUCAGACGAGCGGAUCUCAAGCAGUAGUUCCUGUCGGACAGUCUGGGCAGGGAGGUGUCGUUUGUUUCCGGUGUGGAGGGCCACAUUAUAGGUCUUCAUGCCCUCAGUUGGUGGGAGUCAAGCACUGUAAUAGUUGUGGUAGAAACGGACAUUCGGAUCAUGAGUGCAAUAUGAGUGGGCAUGCGGUGAUGAGGCCACCCAAUGCUGGAAGGAAUCAGGCGAGAGGUGAUCGAGCCCAAGCUACUGGACGGGUAUAUGCAAUCACUGGAGCGGAGGCAGCGAGCUCAGGUACGCUUGUCACUGGUACUUGCCUAGUUCAUGGAAUACCUUGCUGUGUGUUAUUUGAUUCUGGGGCGACACACUCCUUCAUCUCGAAGGCAUGUGUUGAAAAGCUGGGGAUUGUGGAGAGAGAUAUGCAGUUCGACUUGGUGGUAUCAACACCAGCGGCUGGAGAGCUUAGGACAUCUACCGUGUGCAUUAGAUGUCCUAUUGUGGUUGAGGGGCAUAGCUAUAAGGUGAACUUAAUUUGUUUACCUUUGAAGGACUUGGAAAUCAUUCUAGGGAUGGAUUGGUUGGCUGCCAACCACAUUCUCAUAGAUUGUGGUAAUAAGGAGUUAGUAUUUCCGGACGAAGAUGAAGAAUGCGUAGGAUGUCUUUCCAGAAGAGAUCCUUGGACUACCUCCUGUGCGUGA
Molecule: messenger RNA, 1386 nt
Organism: Vigna angularis (adzuki bean)
Lineage: Eukaryota; Viridiplantae; Streptophyta; Magnoliopsida; Fabales; Fabaceae
Exons: 2
Coding region: 1-1386 (461 amino acids)
Biological process (GO): proteolysis
Molecular function (GO): aspartic-type endopeptidase activity
Source: RefSeq, a predicted model, not a curated record